Ascochyta rabiei is the source of this 222-nucleotide messenger RNA. RefSeq lists its product as uncharacterized. The record is from RefSeq and is a predicted model, not a curated record. The coding region runs from base 1 to 222 and encodes 73 amino acids. The transcript is spliced from 2 exons. Lineage: Eukaryota; Fungi; Ascomycota; Dothideomycetes; Pleosporales; Didymellaceae.
AUGUCUUCGUCUUACGGAGCUUACUACCAGGGCAAGGCAGCCUACGCACCGAGGCCAUCGACCAGUUCCACCACCGCGUCCAGCAACCAUGCGCAAUCGGCCCAAUCUUCACACAGCUAUGGCGGCCGGCCACAGGCGACAGUCGUCGUCCAUAAGCCCUCGGGCCCGACUUAUGACCCCAACACCUCGACCUCGGCCGGCAAUGCUGGCUACUACCGAUAA